GAUCAUUACGAAGUAUCUCAGAACUCCCACAAAUUGAUCGGUACCGCAAAUACAUGACCAAGAAGUCUCUCUCCGAACUGAAAAUAGGACACGACAACAUAUGUUGUAAUCACCCUGAAGGGGCCAUAACAAGGUUAAAUGCCGACUUGCUGGAAGCCAACGAGAAAGCUGAAAAUGAGACGGCCUUAUUUAUUAGGAUUGGUUGAAGAGUGUGGUUAGUUUGACGCCUAGAGCUUGAGAGUGUCAUUGUAUAUCUUAGAUUCGAAUUCAAUCUUUUAGAGAGAAAGAUAUGGAAGAAGCAAGGGAUCAGUAGUGAAGCAAGUAUUUGUAGCAAAGUACAAAGAUGAAACUUGAGCUGCCCAGAUCGACCAAACUCAUCAGAGAUAUGGCCAACCUCUUUAACCUCAUCGAGCCAAUGAAGUCCUUACACUGCUUGGCAUCCUCUGCUUUGCCGCUUGAGAAUAUUUACAAGAGAGUUAGAGAUGCAACUGAGAUGAACACCGACAAAGAAGAAUGGGCAUGGAUGUGGGCGCUGAGAAGAAGAUUCAAGGUUUCACUCAUGUCUUUGAAUGCACCUUUGAGAGUAUGGAGGGUAUCGCAGAGUAUGUUGCUCGUCCUGCCCAUAAAGAAUAUGCAAAGACCGUCAUGCCUAACGUGGAGAAGUUUCAAGUGUUUGAUUACAAACUCACUAAGGCCAUCAUCUAGAACCCUGCUUUGUCGUCUCUCGACUGAACAAGGAUGCAUUUGAACUAUUUUUAUAUAAAUUGUGUUUGAUGAACUUAUUUGAGUCUCUCUAUAUCUCUCAGACAAUGUAUUGGGGUAAAUAUGGUGAUCUACUUUAAUGCAUAGCUGUAGACUCUGCUUUUCUU
Molecule: messenger RNA, 869 nt
Organism: Carya illinoinensis
Lineage: Eukaryota; Viridiplantae; Streptophyta; Magnoliopsida; Fagales; Juglandaceae
Product: stress-response A/B barrel domain-containing protein HS1-like
Exons: 3
Coding region: 344-748 (134 amino acids)
Biological process (GO): pollen tube adhesion
Source: RefSeq, a predicted model, not a curated record